Molecule: messenger RNA, 1832 nt
Organism: Lotus japonicus
Lineage: Eukaryota; Viridiplantae; Streptophyta; Magnoliopsida; Fabales; Fabaceae
Product: serine carboxypeptidase-like 40
Exons: 7
Coding region: 110-1573 (487 amino acids)
Biological process (GO): proteolysis
Cellular component (GO): vacuole
Molecular function (GO): serine-type carboxypeptidase activity
Source: RefSeq, a predicted model, not a curated record
UUCCACAACAUGAUUGGUGAUAUAAAACAGCUAGCAAUUUUUGGAUUCUUAUAUAUACCAUAUCCCCCCAUCCUUUCCUUUGUAUUCUCACCUUCCUACAACAAAAAUAAUGGGAAAAGCAAAUAAUUGUUCUAUCCUUCUAUCCUUCCUCCUCAUUCUAUCAUUGUUUGUGAUUGAAAUUAGUGCAAACAAACAAGUCCAAGCUCUUAACAAUCUUCACAAGUUGAAAUUCAGAGGAGGUUCACAAAUUGAUAGGAGUGACUUUAAGGUACAACAGCUUGUUCAUGAUGAUGCCUUUGUUCAAUCACAGGAGGGUCUGAAAGAGAAAGAUAGAAUUGUUAGGCUUCCAGGACAGCCCCAAGUGAGUUUUUCUCAAUAUGGAGGGUAUGUCACAGUGGACCAAGUGUCUGGUAGUGCCUUUUAUUAUUACUUUGUUGAAGCUCAAGGUUCCAAAGAAACAUUGCCUCUUCUUCUUUGGCUCAAUGGAGGUCCUGGAUGUUCAUCUCUAGGCUAUGGAGCAAUGCAAGAAUUGGGACCUUUUAGAGUAAAUAGUGAUGGCAAAACAUUAUACAAAAACAGAUAUUCAUGGAACAAUGUUGCAAAUGUAUUGUUCCUGGAGUCACCAGCUGGAGUGGGGUUUUCUUAUUCAAACAAAUCAUCAGAUUAUUUAGCCAAUGGAGAUAGAAAAACAGCUUCAAGUAACUAUGUGUUUUUGGUAAAUUGGUUGGAGAGAUUUCCUGAAUAUAAAAACAGAGAUUUCUAUAUUGCUGGGGAGAGCUAUGCAGGGCGUUAUGUUCCUGAACUUGCACAUACUAUUUUCAACCUUAACAAAAUAGCAAACAAGACAAUCAUUAACUUCAAAGGAAUCUUGAUUGGGAAUGCUGUGAUCAAUGAUGAAACUGACGAGCCAGGAAUGUAUGAUUAUCUUGCUACCCAUGCAAUCAUAUCAGAUAGGGCAGCGUAUGAUAUCAACAACUCUUGUGAUUUCACAUCAAGUAAUCAAACAAGGGAAUGCAAUGCAAUUGCUGAUGAAGUUUAUCAGGAUAUUUCAUACAUUGAUUUAUAUAACAUUUAUGCUCCACUUUGCAAAGAUUCCAAUCUCACAGCCCUUCCCAAGAAGACUUCUAUUGUGACUGAUCCAUGUAGUGAGGAUUAUGUGUAUGCAUAUCUUAAUAGAGGAGAUGUUCAAGAGGCUAUCCAUGCCAAUGUCACCAAGCUUCAACAUGAUUGGGAAGCAUGUAGUGAUGUCAUCAGAAAGUGGAAUGAUAGCCCUUCAACCGUUCUUCCAAUUUUGCAUGAACUCUUCAGUAAUGGCCUUAGAGUUUGGAUUUUCAGUGGUGACACUGAUGGAAGGGUUCCUGUCACUUCAACCAAGUAUUCCAUUAAAAAGAUGAACCUUCCCAUUAAAAAUGUUUGGCGCCCUUGGUUUGCCUAUGGAGAGAAUCAGUUCUUGUUUCACAAAAGUUGUUUCCAGUAUCUUCUUGAAGAAGCGCAUCUUUUCCUAAGUGAAAAACCAACUAGUUUCAUGUUACACAGGUUGGUGGUUACACAGAAGUAUACAAGGGAGACCUAACAUUUGCUACAGUGAGAGAAGCAGGGCAUCAAGUGCCAAGUUACCAACCAGCAAGAGCCCUUGUUUUGAUCAAAAGUUUCUUAGAUGGCACUCCUCUUCCAAGUCCCAAAAGAGAUGCCUAGUUUCUACUUCCUUGAAAUGCUGUUUUCAAUCAUCAUUAUAGUUAUGUUGAGCAUGGCCUAGCUAACACAUGGAAAAGAUGUGAACGUUUGAUUAAAAUGAAAAUAAAAUAUUGAAGAAAAAGAGUAUCUUUUCUCAA